AUGGCAAUGAACCUUCCGCCAACUCAAGCCGGCGAGAAUGCCGCACUCACCAAGCCAGGCGAUUGGUCUCUACACAUGGUCACAGCCGCGCUCAAAUUUGCCUCAGACGAGAAGACGUCGACGGGGUACACCAUCGCUGACGAGGCUCGUCUCGACAUACUCAACACGUUAAACUGGUACGAAGCGCAUGCAGAGUACGAGUGGCCUGACUUUAGCAAAUCCGGCUUCGACUUUGCACAGACGAUGAGGCUUCGUCGCGCACUGGUUAACGAUGUGUAUCUUGCGCUGCAGAAGGCUGGCAACAUUAGAAUUACGGGUCAGCCUGGUGUGCUGGGCACGCCGGAGAGUGGGCGUAGUAGUGCGAAGAGGACACGCACUUCCAGCCGUCAACUUUUGACAGGACGGAAGCGACGCUGCAAACGCGAGGAAGGGUCUGAUACGAAUAUCGACGAGGACAAGCCAUUCUGGGAUGAUGAGGAGUUCCUGGCCAGCACAAUGAGAAGCAUGAUUACCAACUCUGGUGCAGACGUGGACAGCUACCUCAACGGCGAGAUGGACGCCGAUUCUCUUGAGGCAAUUGUGCACGAUGGACUCGUUGGGGUCUGGAAUAAACCCGUGGCCACAUACGGGAUAGUACCGCAAGAGUUGGAGAGGAAGCAGGAGGCUUGGGCUACACGUAGGAGGUCCCUAGCUUUGGAAUCGAGCCCGGAGCUUGGUGCGAGGCAUGCUGGUCCGGAGCGCGAGCGAACGAAAAUGACGAGUACGCCGUUGUGUCUCUAA
Dothidotthia symphoricarpi CBS 119687 is the source of this 780-nucleotide messenger RNA. RefSeq lists its product as uncharacterized. The record is from RefSeq and is a predicted model, not a curated record. The transcript is spliced from 3 exons. The coding region runs from base 1 to 780 and encodes 259 amino acids. Lineage: Eukaryota; Fungi; Ascomycota; Dothideomycetes; Pleosporales; Dothidotthiaceae.